This is a messenger RNA of Cavenderia fasciculata, 1737 nucleotides long. It is a transcript of the gene wdr46, whose product is annotated as WD40 repeat-containing protein. The coding region runs from base 1 to 1737 and encodes 578 amino acids. NCBI's taxonomy places the organism in Eukaryota, Evosea, Eumycetozoa, Acytosteliales, Cavenderiaceae. Gene Ontology annotation, molecular function: protein binding. Gene Ontology annotation, biological process: maturation of SSU-rRNA from tricistronic rRNA transcript (SSU-rRNA, 5.8S rRNA, LSU-rRNA). The transcript has 4 exons. Gene Ontology annotation, cellular component: nucleolus; small-subunit processome; 90S preribosome. The record is from RefSeq and is a predicted model, not a curated record.
AUGAGUUUCAAUAUAGGCAAAAAGAAUAACAACAACAACAAUAAAAACAAUAAUAAACAACAACAAUCUGAACAAAAGAUUAAAUUAGAAAAUGAUAGUAUAGAUAAUAAUGAUAGUAACAAUAAUAAUGAAAAUAUAGAUAAUAAUACAAAUACAAAAACAAAAGUUAAAAAAGAAAAUGAUGAACAACAAUACACAAAAGAAAGAACAGGUGCAAAGUUAUCAUUCACCCCAAAAGAAAAAGUAAAGAAAGAACCUAUUGAAAAGGCUACUGCAGAGAUUAAAAAGUAUACUAGAGGUGAUUUUGCAAAUCCAAAUAAUAUUAAAAACCCUGUACUUCAACAAAGAUUAAAGAAAUAUGAAAAGAAUAGAAAGGAAGCUGCAAAGAAGAAUCUUCAAUCUGAAUUAAUGCUUGCUGAAGGUAGUUCUGGAUUUAUUGAAGCAGAUAAAGGAGAGAAAACAUAUAAAUAUAAACAACAUCAAAUCGAAGAACAUGUAGAUUUACAAACAUCGGCCAAGAUGUUUGAAUUGGUAUUGACACCAAACGGACCAUUUGAAUUUGACUUUACUCGUAAUGGAAAGCAUUUAUUGAUAGCUGGUGAAUCUGGUUACGUUGCAACCGUCGAAUGGAAAAGAGGAAAGAAAUUCUUUGAGAAACAUUUACAAGAUUCAAUUAGAGAUGCUUGUUUCUUACAUAAUGAGACAAUGUUUGCAUUAGCACAAAAGAAUUUUGUUUAUAUUUAUGAUAAUCAAGGAACACAGUUACAUCAAUUAAAGAGUCAUCCUGAUCCUGGACACGUAGCAUUUUUGCCGUACCACUUUUUACUCUUGUCCACUUCGUUGAAUCCUCAUCGAUCGUUUAUUACUUAUGAGGAUGUGUCGAUUGGAUCGGUCGUUGCUAAACACGAGAUGAAGAGUGUGGCAACGGCGGUGACUGUCAAUGUCGCCAAUGGAGUCGUGCAUUCGGGUGAUGCGGCCGGUGUCGUCUCAUUGUGGACUCCCAACACCCCCAACCCCGUUGUCAAGAUUCUUGCACACAGUGGCAAUGUCACGGGUGUUGCAACAUCGCUCUCUGGUAAUUAUAUGGUGACUGCAGGCCACGAAGGUGUCGUCAAGGUAUUCGACCUCAGAAACUCGUUCCAAGAGAUGCAUUCGUACAAGCUAAAGGGACGUCCUACCUCUAUCUCGCUAUCUGAUACCAAUGUAUUGGCAGUUGCCAAUGGGACACAUACAGUCAUGUGGAAGAACCCCUUUGACACGGCUGUCGUCGAACCAUACCUCAAUCACCGUCAUUACGCCAACUCGACCGCCAAACGUGUCCGUUUCUGUCCCUUUGAAGAUUUCCUCGGUGUCAGUCAUGAACAUGGCUACAGCAGCUGGGUCGUGCCAGGCUCUGCCACGGCCAACUUUGACUCCAAGGAAGCCGACAUUUACGAAACCACCAAGGCCCGUAACGAACGUGAGGUUCGCCAACUCUUGGAAAAGAUUCCACACGAUAUGAUCCAUCUCAACCAAGAUUACCUCGGCAAGGUCGAUCAAAAGAUCUCGACCGAAGAAAAGAAAUUCAAGAGAGAAAUCAAGGCUCAACCAGACGCUCGUCGUAUGAAAUUCGAUCAAUCCAAGCGUGACCGUAUCACUGAAACUCGUUUGGCUGCAAAACAUGCUCGUGAAGAUGCUAUCCUAAAUCCAACUGAACAAGUUGAUGCUCUUUCAAGAUUUACAAAGAAAAGAAAAUAA